GCGAUAUUUAGAAGGCAUAGAAAUAUUUUAUAUCAGUGUGCGAAAGUCUGUCUCAAUUAAAGUUAAGAUGUCUGCAAUCGUGAGUGGCGUAUUAAAUUCCACCAUCGGUUUGUUGUGCAGUAAACUACAAGAUUACACUGCAGAGAAACUGGACGAAGGCGACGUAAACAAUCAACAAUGCAAACAGAUCAUUGUUCGAGAACUCGAUGAUAUUAAAUCGAAGCUCGACGGGUUGUCCAGAAAGGACCUACGUGCCAGCCUCUGCUUUUUCAAAGAAGGUGUUACUAGAUUGUAUGCUUCUCUAGAAAUAUCUGGUGAAUCUCGUGAUGGCUCCAGCACCUCACAAGCAUGCGUAGAAGAUCAAUCUGAAGUCGAGGGUGUCACGCAAGCUGAACGCGAUGCCAUUCAAAGGGUUUCUGAACUUUCUGAUCUCAUUGGGAACCUAAAAAUCGCAUCACAGGAUCGCUACAAAUCAGCCAAGGAGUCUUUAAAGGAAGCGAAAAGACUAGCAACCAAAGCAUUUAACAACAUAGCGCUGAGUAGUGAAGAUAGAUUAAUGGCAAGCAAACUUCGUAUUGCCAGCAGAAUCCUCGAAUGCCUAGACGAUCCAGAAGCAGCCGUUCAAGAUUGCUUACUCUACCUGAAAGAGCUGCAGGAUUUACCAGCAGUGCAAGCGAUGUUUUCUGUAUGGCUAGAUUCUAAUAAAGGGAUUACAUCCCGCUUACGAGCUCGCUUCAACCAAAGGAAAAGGAAUGUCAUCGUAAAUUCUAUACAAAUGAUCAACGCCUUAUUGAUAGAUCUGGCUAUGAAAUUUACAAACAUAAGCAUGGGUUGUUUAAACUGGCCUACGAUAAAGAUUGGUAAAGAACGUUAUCACCCAGUUUUGCACAACAACACAGUUUUGCACAACGCAGUUUUACAGCAAAACGACAAGCAAUUUCCUUGGAUCCGGAAGCUUCCGUUGCGUAUUGAUGACGACUGUUUCGCACUCACUGGUAAAGGAGAAAUGCUAUCAAAAUCUCAAGACGGUCUUAAGCUCACAAGAAGAAACGGUGAAUGCGAGUUGUUUUGUACCAUUCCCUCAGAAAAUGAUGGAGAUAUCCUGAACAAAAUACGCUGUCUUGCUGUCGAUGAACAUGAUAACGUACACACCGUCAUUGAAAUCCCGUCCUGCUACGAAAAUGUUCCAACGAAAUACAAAUUAUUAACCUUUGAUGCGAAUGGGAACAUAAAUGCGGACAGAUCACUUGAUAUUAUCGAAGAAAGCAAAUAUUCGCUAGGAAUGAGUGUGACGAAAGAAGGUAUGAUUGUUAUCUACUGUGAUGAUAGCACAACCAUAUACAUCUGCGACAGCACGAACGCCAAGACGGACUACGAAUUUCCACUGCCCUGGAAAAAUGUAAAUCUCGAUGACAUAAACGAAUUUAGCUUUACUGUUUCUAAUAAAAAUGAAAUCAUUUGCACUUUUUUCAAAGAUAAAAACCUAAACUGUUUUUACAUGUACAUCAUUACAAUGGAUGGUAAGCUGAAACGUGCAGUGCAAGUACCUGCCAAACAUUCAGAACAUAGCAAAAUGAGUGUCGUCUUUAAUCACGUCAACGAAACUAUUCUUGUCAGUUUGGACAAAGAUUACGAUGACAGUGAUGACAAUGAUAGUGAUGAUGACAACGAUCGUUCUACUAAAAUUGAUUUUCGUAAACAGUACCAUACUACUAUCUACAGUUUCUCAAACACUGGUGAACUGCUCCAUCAGUUUAAUAUUCUGAAUUGGUGUCCACGGCUAAUAUCACAUCCAAAUGGACCUAUCGCUCUGGUUGACCACAUUGGCAAUAAAGUAUUUAUGGUCCAAAUGUAAUAAUACACUGUUGGUACGUUUUGGCCUUAGUUAACUACAUAUGUUCAUAUAUAAUGUAGCUAGUGUUCGUGUACAAAACUCCGAAUAUGAACAUUUUAUUUAAUUCUAGUUUUCGACUAUGUUUUAUUCACCUGCACGAGGUUACAUUUCAAGCACUUCAGCUAUACUUUAAUCUUCAGCAAUAAAUAGCAUUGAAAUAUAGUCCUCGUGAUGUCUUGAGCAUAGAAUGAUCAUAUUUGGAGUUACCAUUGUUUUGUAUCUUGUAAAAUAACUCGGUGGUUCAGUAAUGCUUUGUUAUACCAUGACUUUAUAGCAUGUAGAACUUUAUCUAUAUUGCAAAAUUUGAUUGAACUACUUUUUAUAAUAUUUUACAUUUGAAACAGUAAAUAAGCUGUAGUCUUAGUAUGGGCAAACUAGUGGAACACUAUUGCCAGAAAAAAUGUAGACUGUAAUUACACUUGUAAAUAUUAAAUAGAAAUGACUGUGUGGUAUGUGUGUACCUUUGUGGAGGGGGUAAGGGAGGGGGGAGGGGGUGUUGUGCAACUCCCACCUCUUGCUAAAAUUGUCGGUAAAAUUGGAAAAUGGAAGACUGAUCGGUAAGGGAGUCAGUAAAAUGUUUAUACAGCAUCUUUAUCAAGUACUUAUGCUGCUGUUUCAGUUGAAUUUACAAAUAUUUUACAAUAAAGAAUUUUAGUCAAAAAGAAUUUUAGUCAGCUAAAUGUCUGUUCGGUAAACGUAACAAGCUCACUGUAUUUGCAAUAUUGAUAUUUCAAUUCUACAUUGUACUUGCUCCAGAUCCAGUAAGGGCAGCUACUUAUUGAUUCAGUGUUACCACAGGAGGAAACCUAAAGUUAAACUAACUUUAUUUGCACUAAAUAUCUUUAUCAGUUCUAAAAUAUUCUCCAUAUAGUUCUUCCAAUAAGGAGAAUAAUGGCUUGCAAGAAGGUUUCCACAACAAUAUCCUACUCACCAUGCAGGGUUUUGAUACAUUCAAUUCCUUUAAAAUCCCAUAAUCUAAUAGUUAAAUCUGCAGAACAUGACGCGAGAAAAUUUCCUGUGUGAUCAAAUGCUAGAUCUUGUACUGCAUCCGUAUGCCCUUUUAAAGUUCUCUCAAAGUCACCAGUUUCAUAGUCCCAUACUUUUAUUGUGGCAUCCUCUGAUGAUGAUACCAUUACACUACAGAAAGAAGAUGGUUAUUUGGUGGUUAUUUUAUGGUGAAAAUCAUGGUGAAAAUCUUGGUAGUAAUGGUAGUUGUGAUAGUAUAUUUAAUGGUGAUGGUGAUAAAAUAUUGAUGGUGAUAAUUACGAUGGUGGUUGCGACAGUGAGAAUUGAUAAUUGCGAUGAUGGUUGUGAUAGUCAUAGUGAUGGUGAGAGUGAUGGUUGUGAUAGUGAAGGUGGUGAUGAUGGUUGUGAUAGUCAUAGUGAUGGUGAUAGUGAUGGUGGUGAUGAUGGUUGUGAUAGUCAUAGUGAUGGUGAGAGUGAUGGUUGUGAUAGUGAUGGUGGUGAUGAUGGUUGUGAUAGUCAUAGUGAUGGUGAGAGUGAUGGUUGUGAUAGUGAUGGUGGUGGUUGUGAUAGUGGUGAUGGUGAGAGUGAUGGUUGUGAUAGUGAUGGUGGUGAUGAUGGUUGUGAUAGUCAUAGUGAUGGUGAGAGUGAUGGUUGUGAUAGUGAAGGUGGUGAUGAUGGUUGUGAUAGUCAUAGUGAUGGUGAGAGUGAUGGUUGUGAUAGUGAUGGUGGUGGUUGUGAUAGUCAUAGUGAUGGUGAGAGUGAUGGUUGUGAUAGUGAAGGUGGUGAUGAUGGUUGUGAUAGUCAUAGUGAUGGUGAGAAUGAUGGUUGUGACAGGCGAAAAUGGUGAUGAUGGUUGUGAUAGUGGUGAUGAUGGUGGUGAUGAUGGUUGCGAAUGUGAUGAUGGUUGCGAUGAUGGUUGUGAUAGUGAUAGUAAUAAUGAUGGUGAUCAUGAUGGUUGUGAUGUCCGUGAAAGUGAUGAUGGUUAUAGCAGUAUGGUGGUGAUGGACCUACGGUUGUGGUGA
Molecule: messenger RNA, 3882 nt
Organism: Paramuricea clavata
Lineage: Eukaryota; Metazoa; Cnidaria; Anthozoa; Malacalcyonacea; Plexauridae
Source: the annotation of a GenBank genome assembly